AUGUUGGAUAACAAGCAGGAGUACUUGCAGGAGCACAACAUUGCGCAGCUCAUGGACAGCAUCCUGCGCAACAUCCUGCAGGAUCUCCCGGAAAGCCCAACCAAGUACAUCCACGACCUUCUGGAGCGCCCAAUUCCGCCGCAGAUCAUCAUCGCAGGGCCCCCUGGCAGUGGGAAAGGCACGCAAUGUCAAGCCAUUGUAGAACGUUUUGGGGUUGUGCACAUUUCUUCCGGGGAUCUGCUGCGUGCGGAGGUGGCAGCAGGAACCGAGGCAGGAAAGAUGGCGGAGUCCUUCAUUCACAGCGGUCAGCUGGUUCCCAACAGGCUCGUCACAGGCAUGGUUCGCAGGAGGCUGGAAAGCGAUGACGUCAAGGAGCAUGGCUGGCUACUUGACGGGUUUCCCCGCUGCAAGGAGCAGGCAGAGGCGCUGGAGGCGGCAGGCAUCGUCCCGCACGUCUUUAUUUUGUUGACGGUUGACGACGCAGUCGUCCUUGAGCGCAUCGAGAACCGCCGCACGGAUCCGGCUACGGGUAAUGUGUACCACCUGUUGUAUAACCCGCCCCCGCCUGAAGACGCCGCCCUGUGCGAUCGCCUCAUCCAACGCGAUGAUGACCACCGCAGCACUGUUCUCUCUCGGCUGAAGGUUUAUCACGAGACGAUCCGUGGCCUCAAGGAGCACUAUGGAACUGUGGUCGAAACCGUGGAUGGCGAAGCAAGCAUCAAGCACGUCAUGGAGGGUGUUCUCGCAGCAGUGGAAAAACGACGUCUCAAGUAG
Trypanosoma conorhini is the source of this 774-nucleotide messenger RNA. RefSeq names its product adenylate kinase. Gene Ontology annotation, molecular function: ATP binding; nucleoside diphosphate kinase activity; AMP kinase activity. The transcript has a single exon. The record is from RefSeq and is a predicted model, not a curated record. NCBI's taxonomy places the organism in Eukaryota, Euglenozoa, Kinetoplastea, Trypanosomatida, Trypanosomatidae. Bases 1 to 774 code for a protein of 257 amino acids. Gene Ontology annotation, cellular component: cytoplasm. Gene Ontology annotation, biological process: nucleoside triphosphate biosynthetic process.